UGAGCAGCGCUGCUGACCUCUGACAGCAAACACGGAAGCAGCAUGGCGUCAAACAGCAGCAGCAGCACUGCUCAGCACAGACUUAGGAUCAUAUCCGGACAUUUGCAAAAACGGCCAGAGGAUGAAAGUACGGGCAUCGCUGCCCAAGAGUGCUCAGCCGAGACUCCCAAAUCCACCCCGAUCAGACUGACACCAGUGCCGAAGAGAAGGCAGGAGAUCAUGAAAUGGAAUGGCUGGGGUUACAGUGACUCGAGGUUCUUGUUUAAUAAAAUAGGUCAAGCAGAGUUCACAGGGAAAAGGUAUCGGUUGAGUGGGCUGAUUUUGCCGAGUUUGAAGGACUGGUUUGAGGGAACUUUUGGAGCUAAUUUACAACAUAAAUCUCCUGCUACACCCACUCUGAAUUUAAGUGCAGUGGCGCCUCCUAACCUGAAUGAGCCAUUCAUUGAGGAUCUAAAGGCAGUGGGCGUGGCCAUGUCACAUGAUCCAGAAGAUCGGGUUUUCAGAGCUCAUGGACACUGCCUGCAUGAAAUCUUUGCCCUGCGUGAGGGGAGGAUAGGACGGGUGCCGGACAUGGUGGUUUGGCCAAGCUGUCACAAGGAUGUGGAGAAGAUUGUGGAACUGGCCUGUAAACACAACACCUGCUUGAUACCAUACGGAGGCGGUACGAGUGUGUCCAGUGCUCUAGAGUGCCCCCAUGAGGAGACUCGCUCCAUUGUGUCUUUGGAUACGUCUCAGAUGAACCGAAUAUUGUGGAUUGAUGAGAAGAAUCUCACAGCUCAUGUGGAGGCUGGAAUCAUUGGACAGGAUCUAGAGAGACAGCUGAAUGAGAGCGGUUACUGCACGGGACAUGAGCCGGACUCAAUGGAGUUCAGUUCUCUGGGCGGAUGGGUGGCGACGAGGGCGUCGGGCAUGAAGAAGAACAUAUACGGCAACAUCGAGGAUCUGGUGGUUCAUAUAAAGAUGGUGACCCCUAGAGGAGUGAUUGAGAAGAGCUGUCUGGGGCCCCGCAUGUCCAUUGGGCCCGACAUACAUCACUUCAUACUGGGCUCAGAAGGAACUCUGGGAGUGGUGACUGAGGUUACGAUGAAGAUCCGGCCCAUCCCUGAAUAUCUGAAAUAUGGCUCUGUUGUCUUCCCAAACUUCCAGCAGGGUGUGGCGUGCCUGAGAGAGGUGGCCAGACAGAGAUGUGCGCCAGCAUCUAUUCGGCUAAUGGACAACGAGCAGUUUCAGUUUGGUCAUGCACUCAAGCCACAAGUGUCCUCUAUAUUCACAUCAUUUUUGGAUGGGUUGAAAAAAUUCUACAUCACAAAGUUUAAAGGAUUUGACCCACACCACCUGUGUGUCGCCACGCUGUUGUUUGAGGGUGAUCGUGAGAAGGUUUUGCAGCACGAGAAACAGGUUUACGACAUCGCUGCCAAAUUUGGAGGUCUGGCUGCAGGAGAGGAUAACGGUCAGAGGGGUUACAUGCUGACGUUUGUGAUCGCAUAUCUGCGGGAUUUGGGAAUGGACUACUAUGUGAUGGGCGAGUCAUUUGAGACAUCUGUGCCUUGGGACAGGGUUUUGGAUUUGUGUAGGAACGUGAAGGAGAGGAUUGUGUUGGAAUGUAAAGAGAGAGGAGUACAGUUUCCUCCACUGUCCACAUGCAGAGUUACGCAGACGUAUGACGCAGGUGCUUGUGUGUACUUCUACUUUGCCUUUAAUUACCGAGGUCUGAGUAAUCCAGUCCACGUCUAUGAACAAGUGGAGCAUGCAGCCCGGGAGGAGAUUCUAGCCAACGGAGGAAGCCUGUCUCACCACCAUGGAGUGGGGAAACUCAGGAAGGAAUGGAUGAAAGAGAGCGUGUCCGUCGUGGGUCUCGGCAUGCUGAAGUCGGUGAAGGAGUACAUCGACCCUCAGAACAUUUUUGGGAACAGAAACCUGUUGUAAUUCUGCUCCAAACUCUGGAUUCCUGUUUUCUGCGAUCAUCUAAUCGUAUUUGAUUAAAACUUAAUAUUCUUGUUUUUUCAUCUUAGUGUGUGUGUGUGCACAGUAAUAUGAUAAACCAGUCCUCUGUUUCCCUUUAACACUGAUUUCUUUAAGUAAUGACACCUUUAAAGGAAUAGUUCACCCAAAAAUGAAAAUUCAUGCAUUACUUACACACCUUAAUGUCAUUAUAAACAUGUAUGCUGUUAUUUUGUCAGCGGAACACAAAAAAUUUGAAAUUUUUAAAUAAUUAUUAUGCAAAUCACUUUCGCUGAAGCUUGCAGACCAUGUACAGAGUCAAAAAUGGCCUGUCAAUGUCAACCUCACGCAAAGCUAUCCUAUGGCUUCAGAAGGCUUGGAAUACAAUGCAGAAAUAAUUUGUAUUGAUGUUUAUGGUGCUUUUUGUACUGUCUUUUUUGGAGCCGAACAGACAUUGUUGGAUGGCAAGAGCUGUGUAACAAUUGUUCAAACAUUUCUGCUUUUGUUUUCUAUGUAAUAAAUAGCAGUACAUGUUUGGAACGACAUGAGGGUGAGUGAGUAAAUAAUUGCAUCAUUUUCAUUUUAAAGUUACUUUUUAACUACUCAGACUGCCUCAUUAUUAACACAUGAUGUAAUUUCUCUCUGGUCUUUCCAUUGUUCAUUUGUUGUAACAGGAUUUUUAUAAUCAAUUGUCUGGAUGCUUUUGUUUCUUCCACUGCUGUUGUGUUUAGUAUGUUAGCAGUGACUGAAAUCAGCUUUUAAAAUCAGUGUGCCUUCUUUCUGUCUGUCCAAUACUCCUCAUUCUGAGUGACUCUAAAUGUUUACUGUCUGUUUUCUUCUCUCUUCCUUAAAGUACUUUUGCCUUUUCUAUCCUUUAUUUCGAGCUGUUUCUCAUAAAUGAUCUGUAUUAUGUUUUUUGGGUGAUUCUCACAGAAAAACAUCCAGGUCAUGUUUACAUUUUUCUAAAAUUAAAAGAAAAAAAAAAUUAUUUGUUGCAUAAAGAAAACGUUGAUACUUAUUUUUAAGACCAUUAAGAUUUUUUGCAUUGUGACAUAUUAUUAAUAAUAUAACAAAUUUCCCUCCAAUUGUAUACCUGUAAUGCUAAAAUUCUAGUUUUCAUUACUAUAUUAUAAAGUAAAAAUAAAUUAUAUAUCGCAUAAAGAAAAUAUUAUCAUGACCCGGACCGCCCUUCGCCCUGUCACAAAAUAAUAUACAGCUCUGGAAAAAAUUAAGAGACCACUGCAAAAUUCUCAGUUUCUCUGGAUUUACUAUUUAUAGAUAUGUGUUUGAGUAAAAUUAUUUUUUUUAUUGUUAUUUAGAGAAUUUAUUUUCAGAAAAUUACAUCUGGUCAAAAAACAAAAACUAUGCUGUUUUCAUACAUCGAAUAAUGCAAAGAAAACAAGUUCAUAUUCACUUUUAUAUAUUCAUAUUUGGAAUUUGGGAGAAAUGUUGUGAGUACUUUAUAGAAUAAAACAAAUAUGUUCAUUUUACUCAAACAUAUACUAUAAAUAUUAAAUCCUGAGAAUCUGAUCAUUUUGCAGAGGUCUCUUAAUUUUUUACAGAGCUGUAAAAUGUUUUCGCACAGUAAUGAGAGUAAGAUGAAUGUAUGUAUGUGUAUAUUUUACAUAUAACUGUAAAGUUUUAUAUUGAUAACUGGGGGAAAUAAGUUAUUUCUUUAUGGCCAAUUAUUAUAAUUUUUUCUUUUAAUUUUGAGCUGAAAUAUGACUCUGGCAUUUAUGUAAUAAAAUUGAUAACAUCAGAGUUUGAAUUUGAAAAAGCCUCCAAAUGCAUGAUCUUGAGGAAUUUUUUUAUUUUAUUUAAUGUUUUAAAAAGUGGUGCUGAUUCUUUUUUUUUAUAUAUUUGCACUUCCUUGCUUUCCCGGAUGUCAUCCUACAAUUUUGCAACAUGAAUUUAGCAGUCUGAAUAUUGAGACGACCACCGCUUGAAUAAUUAAAUUUUACAACCUGAAUUUAAAGAUGAAUUCACAUAAAACAUUUAGAAAUAUUUUAAAUUAACCUUUAAAUUUACAUUUAAAAUGUUCAGUCACACUGAAUUACACACAUGAAUUCAGUGACCUUUUCAAAUUCAAACGCUCUGAUGAUAUCAAUUUGACACCAUAGGCUCUUGAUUGAUUUUGUGAGAUUCACUCUUUAAGAGGUGCCUAAGUUUAUGCAUUGAAUGAGAUCUGUUAAAAAUUCACCCUGUAAAUAUAGGGUUUAAAAACCGAGAUGUUGCGCCAGUGUUGUGUGCUAGUCUUUUAAAGCCCUGAUCAUGUGUGUAUUCUGCCGUCUUAGAACAUGUUGCCUGUCUGACGGAGGUUUUAGUUUGAGUGGAUUUGUUUGAUAAUUUCAUUGAUUUUUAUCAAAUCUCUCUCCUUGUGUUUCUACCAAAGACAUGCCUUUAAAGAUUCUUUAAAGGCAUGCUGCAGCUUCACACACACACACACGUACAUCCUGUAUAUAAACAUGAUGGCACAUUUUUGAGUGUACGAUUGCUGAAGAUUCAUCAAGAUAAAUAGUAUUUUUUAAACACAACAUAUGCAAAAAGCCAGAGAUGAUAUGAACUUGGAUGUAAAACAUUAUCUGUGACAGUUAUAUCAUUUGAUUUGUAUGCAUUCAAUGUUGAGGAAAUAUGAGACUAAACUUGUCAGAAAUCUCAUCUCAAUCAGUGCACAUGUCUGGCUCCAAACACACCCACUCCUCCAACUGUUCGGCCCACCGGAGGGUCCUAUCGCCUUCCUUACAUGUUAGAGCUGGAGCGGGGCCUGUCAGUGCAUCUUUAAAAAAUUGUCUACUUCCAAGAAUGCACCAUAGUUCAGAUGUUUGAUACCCCAUUCAAAGUUGUGAAGACCCAUAUAUUCUACUACUGUAGAAGGUGAAAGAAAGAUAUAAACGUGGAAUAACAGGUUAAUUCAAUGUCUUUAACUCGCUUAUAAAAUGCCACAGUGAGCGCGUUUACAUGCACGUUCUUACAUCGAUUAUGCUUAAUAAGGCUGCAACAUGUGUGGUCAUGUAAAUGCAUUUUUAAACUUUACCAUGCGCAUGACUCGCGGUUUAACAUCAAAAGCAGAUAAAAACUCUUUAUUUCAAAUCUCAUGUAGAUGUGGUUUCCUUUGUAUGAUUUUUUUAAUAAGCUGAUUUUGGGGAGUAAUCAGCAUAUUGGUGUGCAUGUAAACGGACUCAGUCUGUGUGUGUACCAUUUUACAGGGUAAAGAUGGCUUUCUUUACUACAGUGGCACUUUUGUAAGGCAUUUAACCCUAAACAAUUAAUCAAAUUGCCUUGUCAGGGCUUUUAUUUUUAUAAACACUGCACACUUCUGUGAGUUCCCACUGCUCAGCCCUGUCAAACAGGGCUCUGAUAUUCAACAGAGCUUUUUCACAUGUUUCUCAAAUGACACCAUCAUUUAUAAAAUGGCAUAAGAGCUUUAAAAUGUGUUAUAAAUCCAUCUACAUUACUGAGCUAUUUUGUGUAGCUGAAAUGUAAAAUGAUGGGAUUUGCGGAGCGGUUUCAUCAUCAAGCCUCUUAUAUUUCACUAAAAGAAGAGCUUUAAAAAAGAAACCGUGUAUUAAAAGAAAAUUAUGAAAGUUAUCCUUGUCUUUUCACAGAUUUUUUGGUCAUGUGUUUUAAUAUCGGAGUACAUUUUGUCUAAGCUGUUUGUGCAAUAAAAUAACAUGUUGAA
Xyrauchen texanus (razorback sucker) is the source of this 5620-nucleotide messenger RNA. RefSeq names its product alkyldihydroxyacetonephosphate synthase, peroxisomal-like. NCBI's taxonomy places the organism in Eukaryota, Metazoa, Chordata, Actinopteri, Cypriniformes, Catostomidae. Gene Ontology annotation, biological process: lipid biosynthetic process. The coding region runs from base 43 to 1926 and encodes 627 amino acids. The record is from RefSeq and is a predicted model, not a curated record. Gene Ontology annotation, molecular function: FAD binding; alkylglycerone-phosphate synthase activity. The transcript has 20 exons.